Messenger RNA from Aphanomyces astaci, 2148 nucleotides. RefSeq lists its product as hypothetical. Gene Ontology annotation, molecular function: D-type glycerophospholipase activity. The record is from RefSeq and is a predicted model, not a curated record. Bases 51 to 2042 code for a protein of 663 amino acids. The transcript has 2 exons. NCBI's taxonomy places the organism in Eukaryota, Oomycota, Saprolegniomycetes, Saprolegniales, Verrucalvaceae. Gene Ontology annotation, biological process: phospholipid catabolic process. Gene Ontology annotation, cellular component: plasma membrane.
CCGGUGUAACUGAUUGCUUAUCUCACCUGGAUCCACUCGACAUACCCCCAAUGAAGUGGCUAGGCGUGGUGAGCAUGUUGGCUACACGUAUCGAUGCCACCGUGACUACCAUCGCGUGCACCAAGGUCACAUCGUUUGAAGACCUACUAGCGUACUGGUGCAUUUGCUCCCCGUGUCACCUUUGCACGUAUAGUCUCACGCAAGGAUGUACGGUGGUCGAUUCGAAUGCCGUCACGAUGAGCGAUGGCAGCGACGUUCGCACUCGUCAGCCAUCGCUCGAUCCGACGGACUGGUUUUUCACGAAUGCUGACAUCACGCGCACCCGCAACGGCAUCGCUCGCACAGACAUCUCUCCGUACACGUCCAAUAAUUCCGUGCUCGUGUUUGAUGCCACCAGCGAUUUCUUCCGGGCCAUGUACCAGGAUCUAUUGGGCACCACUGCGAACGACGCCCUGUAUUUCAAUGCAUGGACCCUUGGCAAUGUCCCGUACAUCCCAGACAUCGACCCGACGAAAACGGUGCAAGCUGUGUGGGCUGACCUCGUCGCCCGCAACGUUAGCCUCAACGCCCUCGUGUUUGAAAACGCCCAGGAAUCCAAGCCAGUCGCGGAGAUGUUCAACUGGUUCCAACAAGGGCCUUCCAAGGGGUCGUCACAAAUGGCCCUCGAUAACCGCAUCACGGCAGUCUCUGGAUCAGUGCAUCAGAAGUCCACGGUGCUUCGAACCACCGGCGAAUGGGUGGCAUAUGUCGGAGGGGUAGACCACUGUCGAGACCGAUGGGACACCAAGUUCCACAAUAGCACUGCACUGCGCAAAGCAACAAACGUCCAAGUCGGUUACGACGGGUGGGUCGACGUGCAUACGAAAAUGCAAGGCCCGGCAGUGCAAGACAUCCUCAACAACUUUCUCAGUCGCUGGAACGACCCCACGGCUCCUAUCAUCACGCCCCUCUUUUCGCUCUUGACAUCGUUGCCCACCGCCUACAACAACCUCAUUCGUCCCCUGCCACCCGUGGCGUUGCCCCCACCCCUUAAAGUCGUCAACGGCACCCACAGCGUCCAAAUCACUCGCACGUACAGCUGUCAGUACAAGGGCUAUCAAAAUUUUGCACCCCAAGGAGAGACGUCGAUACUGGCAUCUCGCAUCAAGGCCAUCCAUCAAGCGAAAAACUACAUUUACAUUGAAGACCAGUACUUUGUUCACGUACCAGAACUCCUCGCCGCCCUCGAACAAGUGCUCCCGACGAUUCAACGACUGGUGGUCGUCACGAGCUUGCGCAGUUCGUUUUCGUCGGCCGCCGGCUACGACAAGUACUUGUUUGACAUGGUCGCGCCGUUGCAAACGAAGUUUCCCCACAAGUUUCAUCUCUAUCGAACCAUCGACAGCAUCUACGUCCAUUCUAAGGUCGUCUUGAUCGACGACGUGUACUUAUCCGUGGGCUCGAGCAACUGGAACGUCCGCAGUAUGACGUCGGAUGCGGAACUGACCGCCAACAUCGUCGACUCGGCCACCGUGCAAGAUCCUUCUGGUGACACGACAGUCACCAAGUUGGCGCGGAACUUUCGGCUCGCCAAAUUUGGCGAACUGACACGGUUUUCCAUCGACUUUAGCCGCAUGACUGUCGUGCAAGCCACAGAUGCGCUGGUGUUGUAUGCAACUUCCCCAUCAAGCAACCCAUUCAUUGUCCCCUACGUGGUCACGUACGAGCUCAUGUUUGAACUGUACUCACCAGCCGUGCAAAACUUCUUUGAAGGCGACGGACGGUGUCUGAAUGUGUCGGACGACUUUUGUGCUACCGUGUCCACUAGUGACUACGAGAUUGUGCAAAUUGCGUGUCAAUGCGCCAAGGACAAGGUUAAUCUGGACGUGUGUCCAGCCAUGCUUCAGUACAACCACGACCAAACAGCGAAAAACUUGACAUCUGCCCGCUUUCAAAAGAUCUUGGCCAUUUGUAUCGCCGUCGUGGUGGCGGUCGUCGCACUUUUGACUACAGCAAUUGUGUUUGUAUACAAACGAUAUCGAAAACAAAGCAAAGUGCCGUAAGAGCCCCCGACGACCUCCCAAGCGAUGUAGAAGCGACACGUAUGCUAGCCGAUGCAACAAUAUGCAAUAUCUGCACAUGUACUAAUACUUACUUGACUGCGUCAAC